UUGACUCCAAUUUACUUUAAGUUUGGACCUUUUCGUAAUUUCGGAUCUUCGAGGGACUCGGUGGCAUUUUGUUGCUUAAUUAGUCCCUAACUAAUUAGGCCCUUUCUUUUGAUACGAACCCCCCACCCGAUCCAUCUCUCUCUUUCGCUCGAUCUCCCUCUCCUCUCUACGCCCGUACGACCUCCGCCGCUCCCCUUGUGCACGCGCGACGCCAUCCGUUCCCUAUCGUCGUCGCCGUCAUCCGUAGCCGCCUCCACCGCAUUUCCCAUUGGCCAUUAUUUUCUUUUGGUUCGUUAUCAACGGAAUCUUGCCGCCGUCUUCACCGUUUUCGAGAAGGUCCCGACGAUUGAUUUUCUGCACAUUUUCGACUGGAUAAUUUCUAUCUUUGAAGCUACGUUAAGAUGGUGCGUCCGACCCGUCGUAACAACACCAAUAAUGAGCAAUCGAGGAACCCGCCUCCAGCCAGAUCCAGAGAUGCAGAUCUAGACAUCACCUUAGCCUCACUUUUGAAUACCACGUCCUCGACAGCCCUUCCACCUAUCCAGAAUCCGCUUCAGUCAACUAUAGCGCCUCCAACGAACCCUUCGGCUUUUGUUCCACUGCUGCAGCAAACCUUCAGUACGGGGAUACCUUCGACGGCCGCUCCCACUACCUUUUCGUUUCCGCCGUCGACUGCACCUUCUGGUUUUGUUCCAUUGCCGCCACAACCUACUAUUCCCACCCACUCCGCCAGUUUACCGCAGAGCGCCACGAUGGACCCCUUGGUUGCCACCCUGAUACAAGCUGUUGUCGGACUAGUUCAGACUCAGCAGCAAAAUUUACAGCAGAAUCCAGCUCCUAGUGCCGCGGAGUCAAGUUCCAGAGUUCGAGAGAGGAGCAUCAACGAAUUUAAGAAGUCUGCUCCUCCACCUUUUUCGGGCGCUACAAACCCGGACGAAGCGGAAAAUUGGAUCAAGGAGAUGGAAAAAGCAUUUACGGCAAUGCAGUGCACCGAUGAAGAGAAAGUCAGAUUCGGGACAUUCAUGCUUCAGGGCAGAGCGAAUAAUUGGUGGGAAAGCGAGUUGAGGACCCGCGGUAGCAAUUUAUCAGCCAUUUCGUGGAAGGAUUUUCGAUCGGCGUUUUAUGCUAAGUACUUUCCAAGGAGUAAACUUCGUCAGCUCGAGAGGCAAUUUCUAGAUCUAAAACAAGGGUCCAUGUCUGUAGAGGAGUACGAGGCCGAGUUUGAUCGACUCUCUCAGUUUGCUCCGAAAUUGGUGGAUGAUAAUGAAUCGCGGGCCAAAAGGUUUGAAGAAGGACUGAAUGGAUAUAUUCGUACUGGCCUCGCACCUCUACACCUUGAGACAUACGACGAAGUUGUUUCGAGGGCAAAAUCCUUAGAUUCAGUAUGGAGACAGACUUGAGAGGAGCGCAAUGCAAAUCAGAAGAAG
Molecule: messenger RNA, 1427 nt
Organism: Ananas comosus (pineapple)
Lineage: Eukaryota; Viridiplantae; Streptophyta; Magnoliopsida; Poales; Bromeliaceae
Exons: 3
Coding region: 402-1400 (332 amino acids)
Source: RefSeq, a predicted model, not a curated record